UAUCAUGCAUUAAGCGUACCGAUCCUUAUUCACCUCCGCUUUGCAUUUCAAAACAUCUCAUAAAAUUCGUCUCGUUGCAGGUUUUCUUUUAUUUUUGGUUUUCCUUUGGUUUGCUUUCCCGGGUCUCCAUCAGCCAGCAGUUGUUGUUAGUGGAAGCCGGCGCUCUGAUCGAUCUUGCAAGCACCACAUCAUCAUCACAACUCUAACUCCGAUCAUCUGAACCGGAUUCGCGACGCAACUGGCGGGAACCAUGUCCGAUCAGCAGCAGUAUUUCCUCAAAUGGAAUGACUUUCAAACCAACAUGGUGACAUCGUUCCGGCAUCUUCGAAAUGAGAAAAGUUUUACCGAUGUAACACUGGCAUGCGAAGGGCAGACGUGCAAAGCGCACAAGAUGGUGCUAUCAGCCUGUAGUCCCUAUUUCAAGUCGUUGCUAGAGGAAAACCCCUCCAAACAUCCGAUCAUCAUCCUGAAGGACGUGUCUUACAGCCACCUGCAGGCAAUCCUAGAGUUUAUGUACGCUGGCGAGGUCAACGUUUCCCAGGAACAACUGCCGACGUUUUUGAAAACCGCCGAUAGACUGAAAGUGAAGGGUCUCGCAGAGACCCCGACGAAUAUCAAGCGAGAGGGUUAGGAUGGGAAGAUGACUGAGGUGUGUUGUUGCGUUAGGCCGUAAUCUUUCGUCUCCGUAAUUGUGCUAGGCUCGCCUCUAAAAUCUCCAAUACAAACAAAUCCGCUGAAAUUUGUCUUUGAACAACAGUUCCGCAAAUACUGACUUGUGCAGUAAUCAACAGUUCCCCAGGAUUUCUGUGAGAAAACCACGAGUCAUGCAAAAAAUAUUAGAAAAUAAAACAGUUUACUUUUCGCUUAACCAAUAUACCCAGACCCAUAUACGCAUAAGAUAGACGAAAGAUAGUGAGCGAGCGACCGUGCGUAUAGUAAGAAUAUUAAAGUUAAACUAUAAUUAUAUACAAACAAAAAAAAACACAUACUAUCGCGGAAAAAAGGGAACAGUACCCCAAAUUCUGCAUCAAUUUUUAGUUUUCACUACCGUUGAUAACGGUUAAUUCCAAAACAUCAACGAUUAUUGAAGACAAGAGCAAUUAUCUUCCUAAAAAAAUAUUCGAUUGUUUGAUAUAGUUGAGAUGAAGCACUUUUUUCCAUUAUGUCUUUGCGUAGCCAAAAAUGGUUUGAACUACAUUACAUCGCCUUCAAGUAUGAGGUUGAUUGGCGUAGAUAAAACGUAGGUAAUGGCAAUAGAGAUCAAAGCUCCAGUUCUGCAGCUUUUUUUU
This is a messenger RNA of Aedes albopictus (Asian tiger mosquito), 1289 nucleotides long. RefSeq names its product longitudinals lacking protein-like (gene lolal). Gene Ontology annotation, cellular component: nucleus. The coding region runs from base 251 to 631 and encodes 126 amino acids. The transcript is spliced from 3 exons. Gene Ontology annotation, molecular function: protein binding. Gene Ontology annotation, biological process: regulation of transcription by RNA polymerase II. The record is from RefSeq and is a predicted model, not a curated record. Lineage: Eukaryota; Metazoa; Arthropoda; Insecta; Diptera; Culicidae.